AUGUUGCGGUGAUAGCCAGGUGUGUACACGUUUCGAGUACGCGAAGGGACCUCUUUCACCCUCUCCCCACUUUUCGCCGCUCGCUCAUCCGUGUGUCUGUUCACUGUAUCGCCUUCUUUGUACCCUCCCUUCGUGGGAUGUACGUGUGAGAAAUUAAUUAUAAUAAAGGAAGAGAGGAAGGCAACGAUGUGGCGUGCAUCAGCGCGUCUCGUGGACCUUUGAUCCCUGUGUGGUCGGGUCGGUAGCGUGGUCGUUUAGAGAGGGUGGAUCGAGAGGACGAGCAGAUCCAGGGGAAGGCCAGUUUCGAGGAUAGCACGGUUGGCCACGCUCGACAGGCUUGUUAUGAUGGCCAACGAAAAGACACAGAGACCGUACAGAACAACGUUACCAGUGCCAGGUCACUCGGAAGUAAAUCUAUGCUCGGUGUUAUCACUGGGCAAAGAUCUUAGCAAGAUCACUAUGCCGGUCAUCUUCAACGAACCGCUUUCUUUCCUUCAACGUGUAGCCGAAUAUAUGGAAUAUGCUAAAUUGCUUAAACAAGCUGCGCAAGAAGAAACUCCUAUUAAAAGGUUACAGUACGUCGCUGCUUUUGCUGUAAGUGCUUUGGCUUCGAACUGGGAAAGACUUGGCAAACCCUUCAACCCGAUACUUGGAGAAACGUACGAAUUGGAACGUGAAGAUUUUCGAAUAGUUUGCGAACAAGUAUCGCAUCACCCACCAGUAUCCGCGUUCCAUGCAGAAAGUGAUGAAUUUGUAUUCCAUGGCACCAUACAUCCGAAAUUGAAAUUCUGGGGCACAUCUAUAGAGAUUCAUCCGAAAGGCAUUGUCACCGUCGAACUUCCAAAAUGGAAGGAGGCAUAUACUUGGCAAAACAUCAACUGUAUACUGCAUAACGUGCUCGUGGGUCAAUUAUGGAUGGAACAGCUCGGUUCUUUGGAGAUCAAACAAAAUGGUGGAGUGAACUUGAAGGCAAUUCUCUCCUUCAAGAGUGCCAGUUGCAAUGGAAAGGAUCUUCAUCGCGUCGAAGGCUUUAUAAUGGAUCAAGAAAAGAGAAAACUUCUGUUUCUUUAUGGAAAAUGGACAGAUAGAAUAAAGGUGUGCGAUCCUUCCUUGUACGAGGAAGCGUUGGAGAAGGUGAAACGUGAUGCGAAGAGUCCUCAAGGUAGUCCUGGUCACAAGAAGGUUCUUGCAAAACUGCACAGUCUCAAAGUUGGAGCUUUUAAACCUUCUCAUCAGGAUGCAAUUGAUGAUCCAUCAGCAAGUAUAGACGGAGAUGAAACUCCAACGAUCGAUGAUAUUCCUGGAUCAAUUACUCUUUGGGAAGCUACUCCAAGGCCAUCUAAUAGUUCAGAAUAUUAUCAAUUUACAACGUUUGCAAUGUCUUUAAAUGAAUUGACAUCGGAAAUGGAAAAAGUGAUAUGCCCGACAGACUCGAGAUUAAGACCGGAUAUUAGGAAAUUGGAAAAUGGUGAUCAAGAUGGAGCUGCGGCUGAAAAGAUGAGACUUGAAGAAAAACAACGGGAAACGCGUAAAUCUCGAAAGCAUAAAAAAGGAGAAGAAUGGACACCUAGGUGGUUCCAAUUAUCCAUGAAUCCAUACACAAAUCAAAUGGAUUGGUUAUAUCGUGGAGAUUAUUGGGAUCGUAACUAUAGCAACAUAGAAGACAUAUUUUAAUAAAUGUGGAUCCUUAUUCGAACGGAAAAACUAAUAAGUAACGAAAUAUACUGUUCUCAUAAGGAAUAUUUAUACAAGCAGAAUUAAAUUGGUUGCUUUUUAACAAUGAUAUCGCAUGAAUUUUGUAUCGUUGGUCGAUUUGUAAUUCUCAAAACGAUUUAAAGAAAUGCUUGCUUAUGUCAUCGUUAUAGCUAUAAAUAACAGAGAAACAAACAAAUAGAAGAUGUAAGCUAAUACACGUGCUCUUCUAAAGAUUCUU
Apis florea (little honeybee) is the source of this 1933-nucleotide messenger RNA. Its product is annotated as oxysterol-binding protein-related protein 2. Gene Ontology annotation, molecular function: sterol binding. Gene Ontology annotation, cellular component: perinuclear endoplasmic reticulum; plasma membrane; cytosol. The record is from RefSeq and is a predicted model, not a curated record. Lineage: Eukaryota; Metazoa; Arthropoda; Insecta; Hymenoptera; Apidae.